Molecule: messenger RNA, 2254 nt
Organism: Hyaena hyaena (striped hyena)
Lineage: Eukaryota; Metazoa; Chordata; Mammalia; Carnivora; Hyaenidae
Gene: ANKRD33
Product: ankyrin repeat domain 33
Exons: 5
Coding region: 313-1479 (388 amino acids)
Biological process (GO): negative regulation of transcription regulatory region DNA binding; negative regulation of transcription by RNA polymerase II
Molecular function (GO): protein binding
Source: RefSeq, a predicted model, not a curated record
CGCCCGCCCCGCCCGGCCCCCAUCCCCUACUAACCCAGCUUGAUCCAGCUCAGCCCCGGGGUGUUUGCCGCAGCUCUUUCCGUAAGUCCAGCCAUCUGUUACCUGCGCUGCUUCCUGGGGAGAGACAGUCCCCGUCGGGCCGGCCCGGAGACCCGGUGAGUGUGCUCCCGGGGGCCCCGCCAAUGCCUGCCUCCCAGGGAACCCUCGCACGCCGGAUGGCAACUGCGUGAGGCGGAGGGACGGGCCUUCUUGCCCCCUCCCCCCCCAGGGCUGGAAGAGGAAGAGCGGCGGCCGUGCCGGGGAGGGCUGGACAUGUCUGAGGCAUCGUCCUGCCCCGGCUGUGAGACCCUUGCCCCAGGCUGCAGGCUGGGGGCCUUGUACUGGGCCUGUGUCCGCAAUGAUCCUGCCCAGCUCCAAGCCACGUUGGAUGGGGGGGUCUCCCCAGAGGAGGCCGUCCAGGUGGAUGGCAAUGGAAGGACAGGUCUCAUGGUCGCUUGCUACCGGGGUUUCGAGAACGUUGUGGCCCUGCUCAGCCGCUGCCCUUUCCUCGAUGUGAACCAGCAGGAUAAAGAAGGGGACACAGCCCUCAUGCUGGCUGCCCAAGCAGGUCACGUGCCUCUGGUGAGUCUCCUGCUCAACUACUACCCAGGCCUGGACCUGGAGCGCAGGGACCAGCGGGGGCUAACGGCGCUGAUGAAGGCCGCCAUUCGGGACAAAUCGGAAUGCGUGGCUGCCCUCCUCAUGGCAGGUGCUGACCUGACAGCGGUGGACCCUAUUCGGGGCAAGACGGCCCUAGAGUGGGCAGUGCUGACUGACAGCUUCGACACGGUGCAAAGGAUCCGGAAGCUGCUGCGGCGUCCCCAAGUAGAGCAGCUCAGCCAGCAUUACCAGCCCGAGUGGCCGGCCUUGCCGGGGCUCGUGGCCCAGGCCCAGGCCCAGGCCCAGGCCGCCCCAUCUCUCCUGGAGCGACUGCACGACACCUUAAGCCUCCCCUUUGCCCAGUUUCCUCAGGAGGGGGGUGUCCUGGACCACCUCGUGACCAUCACGACCAGCCUGGCCAGUCCCUUCCUCAGCACGGCCUGCCACACCCUGUGCCCUGACCAGCCCCCUGCCCUGGGCACCCGAAGCAAGUCUGUACCAGAGCUGCUGGGCACUGCCCCGCCCCCUCCCCCAGAACCCCAGCCCCCCCAGGUGGUCCCUGGCCCGCGGGUCCUCAUCCCCUACCAGAGCCCUCCGGGCGUGCUGGGCAUGUGCCCUCAGUGGCUGCAGCCCAGGGACAGUAGCGGCCCCAGGCCCCAAGCCCCCAGGAUCCGCCUAUCCAAGGCCCCCUCAUCACCCAGGCAGUACAAGCCGGAGUCCAGGCCUGGAGAGAAUCGAAGACUGGCCCUUCCUCUCUGGAGAUACCAGGAGCUUAGGAUGGAGAGGAGGAGGCAGGAGGAGGAGGCCAGGUGGGCACAAAGUCAGGGGAAGAUGGGCUAGGCCGGGCUGGGAGCGAGGGAUCAGGUCCCUCCCUCAGGCUCCUUUGCCUCCUAGAGCCCCUUCGGCUCCCCCAUCCAGCUCUGCACAAAUGAUUCUACGCUAACCUACUCAGGAGGCUGUUCACACAGCAUUGUUUGCAGUGGUAAGAGUGCAAACAACCUGCGUGUCCGUCAGCAGGGGGCUAGCUAAAUUGCUUGCAGCCGUGAAAACUAUACAUCCAUGUGAUGUGUUUCAUACAGUGCUUAAACAAGAGUAAGGAAGCCCUUUACGUUCUGAUAUGAAACUAUCUUUAAGAGGUAAUAGGUGAAGAUAAUCAAGGGGUGGAACGGUGUGCAUGGAUGGCAUACUUAUAUUUGUCAAAGUAAAAUUGGCAUCAAGGUAAACUUGACCGAUACGAAUAUAUAGUGCGUACCGAGAUGUACUUAACUACUUAGUGAAUGAAGAAUCAAAGGAGGAAACGAAAAACCAUUACUGACAGUGGAAAUCAGAAUCCUGGAUUAAGAUGGAAGAGUUAGGUACAAAAAAGGUAAUUCUUACCUGGCAAUAAAACCGUAACUUUUUUUUUCCCUGCCAGACAAAAAUAAAUUGCUACUCACCAGUCUUCUACAGGUUAAUCUCUUAAAUUUAUAUAGAGAAUCUGGGCCCUAAUCCGUAGUAAAUACUACAUCAGACAACAUUACUUCCCCGAGAUGACCCAUCGGUGGGGUUAUUAGCCAAUGAGCUAAAAUUUCUUGAAAAGGGGUGCCUGGGUAGCUCAGUCGGUUAAGUGUCUGAC